Messenger RNA from Magallana angulata, 2619 nucleotides. Its product is annotated as mpv17-like protein. Bases 274 to 786 code for a protein of 170 amino acids. Gene Ontology annotation, cellular component: cytoplasm; membrane. NCBI's taxonomy places the organism in Eukaryota, Metazoa, Mollusca, Bivalvia, Ostreida, Ostreidae. The transcript is spliced from 6 exons. The record is from RefSeq and is a predicted model, not a curated record.
CAGCAUGUUCAGUGGAAGAAUGGCUUUCUAAAAGGAAGUGGAAUUAAUUAUUGUGAUUGCAACCUUAAUUUUUAUAGGUCUAUAGUAUAUUUUCAUGCAAUAGGCACUACAGUGAAUAAUCGGAAUAAUCUUUCAUUCAUAAAACUGGUUCCCACAGUGAAAGCAACAUCCGUCAGCUGUUCUUACAAACUGAAACUUGAACUGCUGAAGGUUCUGAAAAUUCUCUAGUUUAACAUAUCUGCAGGAGGUAUCGUAUUUCUCAACAACAAAAAAAUGACCAUUUUACAAACUAUGGCAACAUAUGCCACUCUGUGGACCAUAUCAGACUCAGUGGAGCAAAAGUUCAUCAGCAAGAAAGAGCAAAUGGACUACAAAAAGUCUGUGAGAAUGGUGACUGUGGGGACAUUUGUGGUCGCUCCGUUAGUCUUUACCUGGAUGUUCCUUGCUGAAAGAAUGUUUCCAGGGAGAGCGAUCAAAACUGUGGCCAAAAAGAUGAUAACUGACCAAGUUGUCUUCGCUCCAGUGGCCAUAUCUACAUUUUACUUCACUACGUGUAUGCUUGAGAGAAAAUCCCUUCAGCAGUUUAAGGAAGAGUGGCUUGUGAAAUUCCCUAUUACUUACAAGACUGGUAUGAUGUUCUGGCCAUUUAUACAAGCUGUCAACUUUUCUGUUGUUCCUUACAAACAUCGCGCCAAGGUGAUCGGAUGCGCCUCCUUUUUAUGGUCCAUGUUUCUGUGUUAUGAAAAAGAGCCUUCCGAGCCAGAAAAUAUGAAGCAAGGAAGUUAACAAAAGAAAUGUUUAGGAUUUUGAAUAUAUACAUGUAUUUUUUAUCUUUUUAAUUGAUAUUUAGAAAACUAUUAAUAUGUUUUAAUAAACAAUUAUACCUUUGUGUGAUUCUGUGAUACAAACCUUAAUUUAUUCUGCUUAUUUUAUAUUCAGAUUGCUGAUUUUACUCUGUUUAUUUCAUGUUUUAUAUAGUGUGAGCAUUCUUUAAAAAUGUGUUCUUCAAAUCUUGUUGCAUGUUAAACUUGUUCACGGAUGUAUGCAUUGGUAAUGUUAUCUGUUUAUAUGAACAUGUUACAUAUAAGAAGUCAUAGUGAAAAGCACUAUUGUUUAAUACUUGUGUUUAAAAAAUUAUUUAGCUGCAAAAUCUAGUUUCAGAUGGUAACAAAGGUGAUUUUUUUUUUCAUGCAGAAAAGCAAGGCAUAUGGUGUUAAUUAGUUUAAUUCUUUUGGAGAUGGCAUAAUAUGCAUUAUAGUAUUCUGUAUCAUUAUCAACAUUUUGUAACACAAAUUUCAAAAAAAGUAAUCAUUUUUCAGGCCAAAAAAAUUCAAAAUAUAAUGCAACAGGCAGUUAUUUUACUUUUAAUUUAGAUAAAUGUUAAUUUUGAUACUUGCAAUGGGGAAUUAUGUCACUUUCUAGCUCUUUUUAUUUUACCUUAAAUUGAAGUAUCCCCCUUUUCAACAUUGCAAUUUAAAACUCAACAAUAUGGCAGCAUCAGCAGCACUGAACGCUCAAGAAAAAAGGUUAAAAAAAAAACAAAAACAAAAAAACGUUUUGGCCCAAUUCAUUUGUAUACUGUUAUUUAAGUAAGGUAUUUUGACUCCUAUUUAAAUACCGGUAGUAUGCCUAUUACUAUAGAAAAAAUAUCAAUAUCACCACAAAGAUUCAGGGGACAUUGUAGGCCUAGUAUAUCAUAUAUUUGUGUCAGUUUCUUAAUACCACAUAGGCGUCGGAAUGGGGGGGGGGGGCUUAGCCCCCCACUUUUUUUUGCAAAGUUAGACCUAACCAUUAGGCACAUAGCAUCAUGGAGGGUUCAGCCCCCCCCCCCCCCCCCCCACUUUUUUUUAUCGAAGCAAAGAUAAUUUUUCCUAAAUUUACUUUGAACAGAUGGAAAUAAUGAGAAGUUGGAGUCAUAGGAAUUUCGACGCCACUUUACCAUUAAAGUUUUAUUUUGUUUUUUGAAUAGUUUAUUUAAUCAGGGUGAUGGAAAUUGCACUGACUUAGGGGUAGUACAGUGUGUGAUAUGAUUGUCUCUUAAAGUGUUUUAAAAUUUGAAUUGUAAAUUAUCUGUAGUACAGUCAUAUAACUCUUCCAUUACAUGGUGUAUGUAACAGGUGUAUGAACAUGUGUAUAUUGAGUGUUAAUUAAGGAACACUCAGACAAAAUCCAGGUGCAUUGUUGUUCUAUUUUCAAUUAAAAUCUGUUAAGAAGAUGAUCAAGUUUAUUAGUAAGUCAACAUUGUUUUUUAUUUUAUUUUGAAGCUUCUGUUUUUGUUUACACCAGUGAAAACAUCAGCUAGUUAUUUAACCACUCAAGGUUGUUGAAUGUUGAAGUCAUAUAUUUUUCUACUUUUUACAAUCUAAACAGAAACAGAAAAUUUACUCAGGGUAGAUUUUGUAUCCUUAUGCAGUUUUGUUUUUUUUAUUUUUGUUUUGUUAAUAAUACAGUUACAUACAUGCUGAAUGAAACUUCCUCUGCUAUAUAUAAAACUUUACAUGUUUGAUAAUGGUAUUGUUAAUUACAAGACAAACUUUUAGUUAAAAUGUAUGAAUUUGAUAUAUGCUUUAAGAACAUUAAAAUGUGAUCUGAAAAAUAAACUAUGUAAACAAAAAUUUA